This is a messenger RNA of Cydia splendana, 1320 nucleotides long. RefSeq lists its product as uncharacterized. The coding region runs from base 1 to 1320 and encodes 439 amino acids. NCBI's taxonomy places the organism in Eukaryota, Metazoa, Arthropoda, Insecta, Lepidoptera, Tortricidae. The transcript has 2 exons. The record is from RefSeq and is a predicted model, not a curated record.
AUGCGUUUCCAGAACGAGAGUGAGAACACUAUGGAAGCUAUCCUGCUGAAUCGCCUGUCCACAUUUGCCACAAACAUCAAAGAGCAUCAAGUAAAAGCAUCAGAGCUAUGUGCGUGUCGUCCAUGGGGAAAGGAUGAGUUAGAGCAAGCUGCUAUCAUCGCAUCCAAACUACAAUCUAUACUGGGAAGAUUUCAAAGUGAUCUCUAUCAGUACUUCAAUCUAUCUAAGGAUCCUAACGCCGAUGAGAUUUCAAAUUUAACUGCCAUACAGCUAGAGGGUGAUGAAGUUUUAGCUGAACUUAAUACAAGAAUUCAAGCCGAUAAGGAUACAAGACAAGUCAAAUCUGAUCCUACAAAAAAUAGGAGCAAGUUACCAGAGUUGGAUUUAAUAUCUUUUCAUGGUGACGUUCUAGAAUGGACUCAAUUCUGGGACCAAUUUAGUUCCAACAUUGAUCAAAGGAAUAUACGAGACGUUGAUAAGCUACUCUACCUUAAAGCAUCAUUAAAGGAUGAAGCCAAAACCAUAAUCGAUGGUUUAGAGACCACGAAUGACAAUUAUAAGAUUGCCAUAGAUACUCUGAGAGAGAGAUACGGCAACAGAGUGCAGAUUGUUGACGCUCACUAUUCUUCCUUAUAUAAGAUUAAGAAGGCCACGAAGCCAGAAGAUUGCAGAAAGACAUUAGAUGAACUCGAGAGACAUCUAAGAGUCUUACAGUCCCUAGGAGAGGACACAAAUCAAAACCAUUUAAGAUUUCUUUUCAUGGAAAAGUUCCCUGAAGACGUCAUUUAUGAAAUGAAACUAAAAUUGAAGACUGAAUCCAUCGAAGAAAUAAGAAAACAACUAAACGCUAUCAUAUCAGCAAAAGAAGAUGCCAAGAGGAUAAGCGUUGAGACUAAAGAUAUGGAAACAACCUUUACUACUGAAACUUUACACAUAAGAGAUAAACAUGCGAAGAAAUCCAACGAUAGGAGAAUCAAACAUAGAGUUAUAAAUAUGAGGGAAAAACCAAAUAAAUUUAGAAAAAAUACAUCAACCUUUUCAAAUACAUUCACGCCUAAGAAAAGAACAUACGAGGCUAAUAGUGAAUCGAAUAAUGCGCAGGCAUCUGAAAAACGAAGGAAAUUAGAAUGUAUAUUUUGUCAAGGGGAUCAUUACAAUGACGUUUGCACGAAAUUUAAGACCUUGGCUGAAAGGAAAGAUAUAGAAAAAAUCAAGAAAAAUAAGAAAUUGACUGAAAGAUAUGUCCCGUCUAAAUACAACUCAGCUGAUGUAGGCAGACUAAUUCAACAGAAGAUUUUCAACAAUGCCUCAGCGGCCUAG